AUUUAACGUAGACAAUAGAGUUUUCAUUUGGAUAAACAAAAAGCUUAUAGAAAGGAGUUUAUUUCGAUCAGUCAAAAGCUGUAUGCAAGCAAAAUAUGCAAGAUGUAUAUGUGUGUGGCUUUGGCCCUACCUUAUUGGUGCACCCACAAUUUACCUUAUUUUUUUUUUUCUAUGGGGGAAUAAAAAAGAGAGCUCUCUUUUUUCACUUUGCAACAUGUCUCCUAAUACUCGUCGAGUUGUUACCAACGCGAGAACUGUCUCUUAUAGCUCUGGUGGAUUAAAUGAAAGAUUUGCUAAUUUGGAAAAGAGCAAAAAGCCAACUCAUAAUCCAGUCAUUCAAUCCAAGAGUGUCUUUAGUCGUAUCAAAGCCGAUAGUCCUAAAUCCAAAAGUAUUCAACAACGUCUUGGUAAGCCCGUAGAUACUCGAAGAAAGCCAGCGAUGGCGGGUAGGAUCACCAAACCAAACAAGAAGCCAGUAAGACAACCACCACAAAAAAAGCAACAACAAAAACAGAAACCCAAGAAUGAUAAAAAGGGUACUAAAGAAAAGAAGAAGCCCUUGUCACAAGAGGAUCUUGAUAAAUCUUUGGAUGCGUACAUGAUGAAAGACCCUAAGACGGCACAGGCCAAGUUAGAUGAAGAAUUGACGACAUAUAUGCAAGAAGCUGAACUUGAAGAAGAGACAUUAUAAUAAAUAAAAACGCCAUCACCUUUGUUUCAGCAAAUUGAUGUGAUAAAGGGCUAUUUUUGAUCGAGAUAUUGGAUCAGAUACACAUAAAAGAAAGAGAAAUUGAGAAUAGGCAAAUUGUAUAUAUAUAUAUAUACAGAGGGCGUUGCUUGAAAAAAGAUAUAAACAUGAUAAAGAUGUGGAUACGCGCGUUUGGAAGGACGAUCAUUGAUGAUUUCUUUUUCUUAUUUUCUCUCUUUCUUUCUUUUGCUCACAUGCGUUCAUCAAUGUCUUUUUUUUUUUUUCUUUUU
Messenger RNA from Rhizopus microsporus ATCC 52813, 978 nucleotides. RefSeq lists its product as uncharacterized. The record is from RefSeq and is a predicted model, not a curated record. The transcript is spliced from 2 exons. The coding region runs from base 215 to 691 and encodes 158 amino acids. NCBI's taxonomy places the organism in Eukaryota, Fungi, Mucoromycota, Mucoromycetes, Mucorales, Rhizopodaceae.